Molecule: messenger RNA, 1197 nt
Organism: Brassica oleracea var. oleracea
Lineage: Eukaryota; Viridiplantae; Streptophyta; Magnoliopsida; Brassicales; Brassicaceae
Product: B-box zinc finger protein 22-like
Exons: 3
Coding region: 160-1035 (291 amino acids)
Biological process (GO): regulation of DNA-templated transcription; photomorphogenesis
Cellular component (GO): nucleus
Molecular function (GO): zinc ion binding
Source: RefSeq, a predicted model, not a curated record
CAGACAAAUUAGAACGUAAGAGUUUCUUAAAACCAUAAACCUCAUAGUCUUGAGGAGACAAAUCAAGUCUCCGACAGCAAUCCACAAGCGAAACAACAAAAUCAAAGAAACGAAAGGAUUAGUUUCGUUUUCUUAAGAUUUGAAUCUUUGGAUUUUUGGAUGAAGAUACAGUGCAACGUCUGCGAGGCGGCGGAAGCGGCGGUGCUAUGUUGCGCCGAUGAAGCUGCGUUGUGUUGGGCUUGCGAUGAGAAAAUUCACGCCGCUAAUAAACUCGCUGAAAAACACCAGAGAGUCCCUCUCUCUGUCUCUUCCUCUUCCAUACCCAAAUGCGACAUUUGUCAGGAAGCUUCUGGAUUCUUCUUUUGUCUGCAAGACAGAGCUUUACUAUGUCGGAAAUGCGAUGUGGCAAUCCACACUGUGAACCCUCAUGUCUCAGCUCACCAGAGGUUUCUUCUGACUGGGAUAAGAGUUGGUCUUGAAGCUAUAGACACAGGUCCUUCUACAAAAUCAUCAUCACCAGCAUCUAAUGAUGAUAAAGCCAUGGAGACCAAACAGUUUACACUACCUACAUCUGAGCCUCAGAAGAUGGACUUUGAUCAUCAUCAGGUGGGUUUACCGGAAACUAAAGUCAGUGAUCACAUUUCCACAAAGCUUCCUUUUGCAAGCAGUGGAUCAGCUACUGGUCAGUGGCAAUUAGAGGAGAUUUUCGGAUUAACGGACUUUGAUCAGAGCUAUGAAUACAUGGAGAAUAACGGUUCAUCAUCUAAGGCUGAUACUAGUAGACGAGGAGAUUCAGACAGUUCGUCCAUGAUGAGAUCUGGAGAAGAAGAUGGAGAAGAUAACAACAACUGCUUGGGAGAUGAGACAUCAUGGGCAGUUCCACAGAUUCAUUCUCCACCAACAGCUUCUGGUCUAAACUGGCCUAAACAUUUUAACCAUCAGUCAGUGUUUGUUCCGGACAUAUCUUCUUCAACUCCGUACACCGGCUCAUCUCCUAACCAGAGGGUUGGGAAGCGGCGGCGGAGACGGUUCUAAAAACUGCAACGACCAUCGGCUGGUCUGAUAAUAGAUGUGAACCAUUGUACUGUAGGUGUUGGUCUGUGACUUGAAGUUGAAUGUUCAUAUUUGGAAUAAAUAUAUUAUAUUUGGUCAAAGAUUUGUAUGGAGAUUACAAUAAUAUGUACAUGACAUCAGUCU